CCGACGCCGACGCAUAUCUGGUCUUCGAAGACGCGCGGCUUCUGAAGGCGUUCGGCUCCAGCGGCAAUGCGGGGUCAAUGUCGCUGACGACAUUGAGCUAGACGUCCACUCCAGUGCCCACCGCGCGUGAUACGACGGCCAUCUCUUGGAACUACCACCACCAUCUCUGCGCGUUUCGACUCUUUUAGGGGUCUUGCGACACCAUGGUCAACUCGCUCACGCGCCAGGCGGGCUUCAAGCUCGGCCCUAUCAUCCUCGACGUGCUCAUCAAGCAUUACUUCGAACGCGUCUCGAAAGACAACGAGGAGAAGGACAUGCCGAAGCUCCUGCAGGAGGAGCUGCUCUACGAUGAGGCGUUCAACAUUAUCAAGUCGUUUAUGGAGGCUGCGACAAAACAUACAGUGGAGGAGUUGCAGGCGUUCUCGAAUACGCGGACUCCGAGUCCUCCGUGGGUGCAUGCAGUCCGACUGCUUGUUCCUAUGUCAUGCUGCGACGAAGCCGCGAAGUAUUUGAUCAAGGCCCUGGGCGGUGAAGAGUUCACCAAACGCGUUGUUGGUGGUACGAAGUGGUGGCAAGUCCGCGGCGUGAAGGGCGUAGAUGGUGAAUGGAUCGUGGCCAAGAAGGAUUGGCAAGAAGCCAAACGGCGGCAGAAAGCACGAGAGUCGUCCACUGAUGGCGGUCCGUCCCUGGAUCAGCCUAGCCAAGAAACGCCCGCAACUUACGAACCGGAGAUGGACGAAAUGCGAUGUAUCUUGUAUGCGCAUGGAGGCGGUUAUUACUUCGGCAGCUUCGAUCAGGAGAGGUACUGCAUACAACGGCUCGCACGAAAGAUCAACGGGCGUGUUUUCGCCGUCAACUACCGACUUGCUCCGCAGUAUCCUUUCCCUUGUGCCAUUCAGGACUUCAUUGCUGCAUACUUGUACCUGAUCAGACCGCCCCCUGGAGCCCUGCAUACAGCCGUGUCGCCUUCCAACAUUGUUGUAGGCGGGGAUUCAGCUGGAGGCGGGCUGUGUAUAGCCUUAUUGCAGGUCAUCCGAGAUUCUGGGUUGCCCCCACCUGCUGGAGCCGUGCUCAUCUCCCCGUGGUGUGACCUCACCCACUCUUUCCCGAGCAUUCACCUCAACACUGCCACCGAUAUCAUCCCGCAAUACGGACUAUCAUUUCACAAACCAAGCACGCUCUGGCCACCGCCCCCGGACGAGCUGACGACCCAGGUCCGUCAAGGCUUGCGUUCGCGCAUACGGGAUGCCAUCCGACACAAGCCCAAGGACGGUCAGAGCGUGAAGGAGCAAAGCGAUAUCAUCGCAGCUGAGAAGCAGCCGUCCUCCCCCGAGGGCCUGCACCAACCUCGCUCCGCGACUCCCGACCACACCGUGACAAUAUCGGAGAACCAUUCUAGGCGCUCAUUGCAUCUUGGGUCCGCGGUAGCCCUUCUGCUCCCGCUGGAUGGCGGCGUGCGCAGCCAGCGGGUUUCGCUGAAGACAUUAGCAGGGGAGACGCUCUCAAUCGACGGGCAGAUUCACAUGUAUGCACCAAACUUCCUGUUGACCCAUCCGCUCGUAAGUCCUGUAGUGUCGUAUCUGGGCGGACUGCCUCCUAUGCUGGUGAUUGCGAGCGACAAGGAGGUUCUGCGGGACGAGAUCAUCUACCUAGCCCAUAAAGCUGCUCAUCCAGACAAAUACCCUGUCAAGUCCGCGGCUAAGGACAUAUACCCUGCACUCAAGGGUAUCGAAGAGCGCUACGGUCCGACAAAGAUUCACCUGCAGAAUUACGAUGAUGCCGCGCACACCUUGCCUGUCCUUUUUGCGUUCACCACCCCUGGCAAGUUCUGCUUCCGCGCAAUGGCUACAUUCAUCAAACACGUCAGUACUGGCAGGCAGCCCGCCCCGGCUGCAGAUCUACCCACCGUCCUUGAGCACGGUGUCACUACCAUGUCUCCGGUGACCUCGCGGAGCGAUCUCUCCGGCCAAGUCGAAGAAUGGGUCAGAAUCCAUUAUUCGAAUCCCGAGCUGGUAUCGACCUUGGAUGUUCCCCACUCGGAGCCCGCGCCGGAGACUGGGGACAGUAAUGCAAACGGUGUCUCUGAAUGCGUAGCCCCCGUCACUCAAGAGAACAGACUGUCGGUGAACGGUGCCCAGAGGCCAUCGCACCCACCCGUUGCGGAGCAAAAGUCAGUACGGCGGGCGUUCAGCGCGAGAGUCUCGCGCGCCAGUGUGUUCCUACGCCGGAGUCACACUAUUGCGUCGACUUCGGCCUCUGAGACAGGUCAGGUUAGGGAGUCUAGCGGCUCCUCGGACGUCGGUGGACCGCGUUUCCACGAGAAGUCGAAGGGCCCCGAGGGCGUGCGGUACGCGGGAGAGCCUUCUGUCUACGAUAACGGCUUGAUGCUACAGGAUACCAUGAUCCGCGAGCGUGUGUCGACGCGCGGGGUCAUCCGCCCCCUCGAGCCCGAGGCAGAGCUGAGCGCUUUCAUGCUGCCCCCGGAGCGUAUCGGAGAGGUCUCCGAGCUCGCAGUCCGGCGAUACAUCGACGGCACCGCCAAGUUCGGCAAGAAGUUUGGCAAGACGACGAAGGCCGUGGAGAAGGCGCGCCGGCGGACGCUCGAGCGCGCGAAGCUGGACACGAUGCGCAACAUGGCGCAGCUGCAGACGUUCUUCAACGCGGACGGCGAACGCUCCACGCCCCCGCGCACAUGGCAGGCCGAGGACGGCGAGGGCAGCUCCGCGCGUGCGGUGCGCAAUGACACCGCGCAGGGCGUGAAGGAGGGCCUGGCUGCGUCGGGGAGCUGGGCGUGGGCUUGGGCGCUGGAUGCGGACGAACACCCGCCGCCGAGCAGCAUCGUUGCGCGGCGGGAUACGGAGGAGGCGCGGCGGCUCGCGAAGAUCGCCGACCAGGCCGUGUUGAUGGACGACCAGGCCGUGAGCGGGAACAAUCUGUGGUCGCUCAUCGUCAACUUCCUCACCGUCACGCCCGAGCGGGAUGCGCACAAGCAUAAACAUAAGCACGGACAUGCGCACGGCAAUGGCCAUGUGGGGACACCACCGGUGGAAGCGAGCAAGAGCGACGGUAAGAAAGUGGACGCGGAAGGGGCGGGAGAUGUCGCGGAGGAUACGGAGAAGAAGUCGAAGAGGGAGAGGUUUGUUUCCAGGUUCGCGCGCCUCGUCACGGACCAGAGGAAAUCCCGCGGAGCGAACGCCGCUGCAGCGAACGGCAAGGCGGAGCAAUAA
Molecule: messenger RNA, 3227 nt
Organism: Trametes versicolor FP-101664 SS1
Lineage: Eukaryota; Fungi; Basidiomycota; Agaricomycetes; Polyporales; Polyporaceae
Product: alpha/beta-hydrolase
Exons: 12
Coding region: 204-3227 (1007 amino acids)
Molecular function (GO): hydrolase activity
Source: RefSeq, a predicted model, not a curated record